Oryzias melastigma (Indian medaka) is the source of this 2691-nucleotide messenger RNA. RefSeq names its product nudix (nucleoside diphosphate linked moiety X)-type motif 13 (gene nudt13). Lineage: Eukaryota; Metazoa; Chordata; Actinopteri; Beloniformes; Adrianichthyidae. The record is from RefSeq and is a predicted model, not a curated record. The transcript is spliced from 8 exons. Gene Ontology annotation, molecular function: hydrolase activity. The coding region runs from base 354 to 1397 and encodes 347 amino acids.
AACACGAACCGAGCCGAACUCGGUCCUGUUCUGUGGCUGAGUCCGAGGGUUCGGCUUUCCCGGUCCGCAGACGUCUUCCGCUGACUGGACCCAACAGAACCUCGCGUGUUACACGUGAUCACACACGUGACUCGGUUUUAUCAAACUUUCGAACUUGGUCCAAAGCUUAGAGCGGGUCGGUCCCGGUUCGGCUGCCUGUUUGGAAUGUCUCAGAAGUGUUUCCUGAGUCCCUGUGGAUCGGAACCGCUCUGUCAGAGCUGGUUCAGACAGUGGAACCCAGCAGAACCUUUGACCCGUUUCCUGUCUGCAGGCAGCAGAACCACGGGCCGGUUCUGACUGGUGAACCCAGAGCGAUGUCCCUGCUGAACCCUCUGAGGAGGAUCCUGUGUACCAGACCGCAGGUUCUGGCUCUGACCCGCUUCAGCUCCAGCUAUGUGUCCAGGAUGAGAUUCCUGAACCGGCUGAAGCAGGACGACGAGGCGUGUGCGGCGGCGCUGCAGGACGGCCAGCUGGUUCUGUUCCACCGCCUGCAGCCUCUGCUGCAGCGCGGACCCACCGGAACCUUCAGGCCCGUCACCCUCACCUGCUCAGGAGUCCAAACGCUCCUCCAGAACUUUGGUUCUGAUGGACCUCUGCUGGAGGAUUCGAUUCUGAUUGGCUGCAGCGACCAGAACCAGGCUCAGUUCUGCCUGGAUGUUGGACAUCUGGACCAGGCGGCAGUGGCUGAAUUCUGUGCGGGAACCUUCAUAGAUCUGAGGAAAUCCUUCUUUCUUCUACCGGGUCCUGCGGCCCGGCUGGUGGCGAAGGCUCAAGCUCUGCUGCGCUGGCAUCAGACCAACGGGUUCUGCAGCGCCACGGGCCAGCCCACUCACCGGAACCGGGCCGGCAGCCAGAGGGUCAGCAGCAGCAGCAGCUCCAUGAUCUACUACCCAAAGAUGUCUCCCGUGGUCAUUGUGCUGCUGUCGGACGGGAGCCGCUGCCUGCUGGGCCGGCAGGCGUCCUUCCCUCGCGGGAUGUACAGCGCGCUCGCCGGCUUCUGCGACAUGGGUGAGACUCUGGAGGAGGCGCUGCACAGGGAGGUGGCAGAGGAGGUGGGCUUGGAGGUCCAGGACGUCUCCUACAGCUCCUCGCAGCACUGGCCGUUCCCUCACAGCUCCUUCAUGGUGGGCUGCCACGCCACCGUCAGCCCCGCCCACACCCAGCUGAACGUGGACCGCUCGGAGCUGGAGGACGCGCGCUGGUUCACGCUGGAGGAGAUCAGCGGCGCCCUGCAGGCGGGGGUCCCGUCCAGAGGAGGCCCGCCCCCAGAUGUGUGGCUCCCCCCCAAACACGCCGUCGCACACCACCUCAUUACAGAGUGGAGAGACCGCCAGCGCCGCCUGCAGGCCUCAGAGUGAACAUGGUGCUGGAGGAGCGGAUUCUGUGGAGGAACAUUUGAUGUUGAGAGCAGAAGUCCCAGUUUGGAGAUCAGAAUCUGAAAUCAAAACGUUUUGAGGAGAAAACAUUUGCAAAUGAAAAUAUGACAUAUUUGAUUUUUAAAAACCUUUUUUUGCUUUUAAAUAUUUUUUUUUCUUUAAAAAACAUUUUUUGCGUUUUGAAAAAACUUUUUUCGCUUUCAAAAACCUUUUUUUUUCUUUCUUUUUACUUUCCAAAAAUAUUUUUGAGUUUCCAGCUCAAAUGAUUCCAGAUGUGUCGUUUCAUCUCUUUUUUUCUUGAAAGCAAAUAACAGUUUUUGAAAGCAGUAUUGAAUAUAUUCAUUUGCAAGUAAUGAAGUUUUAUUCUUAAAACGUAACAUUUUGUUUGUCAUUUAGGAAUUCUUGAUAUUAAAACCGUGACUUUUCAUUCAGGAUGAUGGUACAAACAUCACUCGAUAGAUUUAAAGGAGCUUCUGAAACCUCGGCGCUCCUUUGAAUGGAGCAUGAGGAGCAGGCAGGAGCGUCAGAGGAGCUCCUCAGAACCUGAAGAUGAAGCGGCGAGAACGUUUCUGCAGGAAACUGAGCCGAGGAGAAACAUCCGUCCUCCUGAAUGCUUUUAACUUUCAUCCUGAUGUGUUUUUGGAGAAAUGAUCUCCUGUUUCAGUGGAACUUGCUCGUCUACUUCUUAUUUAACAGAAUAAAUGCUCAUUCAAAUGACAGACAGUGUAAUGUUCAAGUUCCCAUGAUUCUGGCCCAAACCAUGACUCCGCCUCCUCCUUGCUGACGUCACAGCCUUGGAACGCGAUGGUCGUCCACCAACACCCACUGCUCAUCAUCUGGACCAUCCUGGGCCGCAUCAGUGAACCAGCCUGUCGGAGUCUUCAUGUCUGGAUCACUGCAGAGGAUUCGUGGAUCAUUACUGUGAUAUUGUUCGGGUCAAGACAAUUUUUAAUUAGUUUUAGAAAUCUAGUAAAAGUUUGAAAUUGGUUUGGAAUCAACAAGUUAGUUUUAAGUGAAACAAAAUUUAUGCACAGAAAAGUGAACGAUCACAAAGUUUAAUUUUAAUGGGACAAAAAUCAGAAGUUUUUAUUAAACAAAGUUGCUGUAAAUCUUUACUGACCAUCAGCUCAGAAACCACAUGUUGGAAAUGUAAAACCAAAAGAUUCAAAAAUAAACAUUUAUGCAUAUUUUAAUUUGACCAAAUUUCCAUUAUUGUAAAGAGAAUUUGUGAAAUCUGUACAACACAAAUAUUGAUGUCAUAAUUAAACUUCAAAAA